Messenger RNA from Suillus paluster, 648 nucleotides. RefSeq lists its product as uncharacterized. The annotation marks the transcript as partial. Lineage: Eukaryota; Fungi; Basidiomycota; Agaricomycetes; Boletales; Suillaceae. The record is from RefSeq and is a predicted model, not a curated record. The transcript has 3 exons.
UUCAUCACAUCCCUUCUUUUCAGCUCUCUGUGUCUCCCGUUCUCUGAGACUCAGAAAAAAGCCAUACUCAAUUGGGUGAGAGAUCUUGGCACUCGAAAUGUCCCCUCACUGGGUUCGAUGAAGAAGUGCCACACAUACCUGGAUAAUCUUGUCGGCAAUCUGACUCAGCAAGCCACAUCUCGCUCUGGUGAUGUAUUUUAUAUCAACAACAUCGCAGAAGCAAUCGCAAAGGACUAUGCAAAUCCACUGACUCGGUUCACAAUGAAAGACUACCCUGAGGAUGGUGGUGAGGGGAUGUCGCAAGUCUUCAACAGGAAGAAGAUGUUGUUUGAUCUUCUGUCACUGCCGGCGGUUCGAGUGGAUGGAACAAUUUAUUUUACAGAUGAACUACUACAGGAUGACUCUGGAGACUACUUCAUUCCAGAGCGCUUUUUUUACGCCUCACCUCCUGCAGACUCAGAUUCCGAUGACACUGAACCCCGUGAGCAUGUGGACAUGAAGCCCUUAUAUGCACUUGGUCGGGCAGUCAAACGAACGGAGGCCGGAUUCAUUGUUCAUGAUGAACAAGAGAUCAUUCCUACGUCUGUGUUUAUGCGGUCAUUUGAAGACAUAGCUGCAACACAGGGCGAACUCAAUUGUGGGCUUACA